Molecule: messenger RNA, 279 nt
Organism: Acanthoscelides obtectus
Lineage: Eukaryota; Metazoa; Arthropoda; Insecta; Coleoptera; Chrysomelidae
Source: the annotation of a GenBank genome assembly
AUGACUAAUGUAGUCGGGCCGCCAGCAGUGUAUUGCGACCAAAAAUUAACUCUAUUUACAAAACAGCUUACCCUAAUUCUAAGUGUCAUUGUUUGCAUUCUCCAACACAUUGUAGUUUCUGAAACGCGUACUGCCGAAAUUCAUUCUACUGCAUAGGUCCAACCCGAGGUAUUCGACUGUUGGGCGACAUUUGAACAGCCCUGGGGUGCCAAGGCAUACGUGAUCUGUCUUCAUCAUCCCGUUGUUCGUGCUAGUCUACACCUACACCCGAAUCUGUAG